AAACCCCGCCUCUUUAGCAUACACCUUACUCUAUGUGUAACAUUUAUGUGUGCUGUGAUGACCGCAUUCAUUGGUUGGGUUUGUUCCGGGUAGCAUCCGACCAAUAUCACACUGCAUACGAUCUUUCUAUGGAAAUGCCACAGUAAGAAGCAUACCCCUCCUCUUCCGCUAUUACAUCACGUGGCGUUACCCAUGUGUAGAAAUUGGCUCCUUCUCCGCCGGUUUUUUAAAAGACAACGCUGAUAGCAACUUGCUCUUCUUCCAUCAUUUAUUUUCCUGGCUGUCAAUUUCUGGAUACUAUGAGUGCAAUCCCAUCAAAGACUACCCGCGUGGCGGCUGUCCAAGCCGAGCCAGAAUGGAACGACUUACAAAAGGGAGUCGAUAAGACGAUUCGUUUAAUUCUAGAAGCUGGAAAAAAUGGUGCUAAUGUUAUGGGCUUCCCUGAAGUGUGGAUUCCUGGCUACCCAUGGAGCAUAUGGGGUCAGUCGGUCCAAGAUAACGUCGCUUUCAUGGACGAGUAUUUUCGAAACUCCAUGGAAAAAGAUUCGGAAGAGAUGACUCGUAUCCGUGCCGCCGUGAAGGAAGUUGGGCUCUUCUGUGUGUUAGGCUACAGCGAAAAGUUUCGAGGGUCUCUCUAUAUCGCCCAGUCGUUCAUUGAUGAGAACGGCGACAUUGUGCAUCAUCGCCGAAAAAUUAAGCCGACACACGUAGAGCGGAGCAUCUGGGCCGACAGCCAAGCUGAGUCUCUAAAGACCGUAGUUGAAAGCUCAUUUGGUAAUAUUGGAGGCUUGAAUUGCUGGGAACACACCCAGCCCUUGCUGCGCUACUACGAAUACGUGCAGGAUGUUGACAUCCACAUCGCCAGUUGGCCACCGACGUUUCCUAAGUGUGAUGAGAUGUCUUAUUCAAUGUCGAACACGAUGAGCGACCGUCUGACUCAAGUUAUGUCAAUGGAAGGUGCCUGCUUCACCGCUAUCUGCUCGCAAGUUGUCACAGCGGAGAAUCUCGUGAAAAUUAAAGCUGAUAAAUUGCGGUUUGUUAAAGCCCCCGGUGGUGGAUUCUCUAUGAUCUACGGGCCUACAGGCGAACCCUUGGUCGAUCGCCCCGACCCUGGACAAGAAAUUAUUCUGUACGCUGACGUGGACCUUCAACAGAAGGGGCGCGCCAAGCAAUAUUUGGAUGUUGUCGGCCACUAUUCUCGACCUGACUUGCUUGGCUUAAAAGUCAACUCUCAGCCAGCUAGCAAUGUCGAGUUCGCUUAGAAAACUUGGCCGUCGUAUAUGUUAACAGUAACGAUGUGGGAGGCUGUAAAUUGGGGUUUCCCAUUUUCUUUUGACUAUGGAGCCUUGGGGCAGUGUUAAAUCCGUAUCUAGGUGGUCUUAUAGCGCCCUAAAUAAAGGGAGGAGGGACUUUGGUGAGAGGGGAAGAUUAAUUUUGAUAUUUUUAUUAACGAUGUAGGGAUUUUUUAUCACUGAUUAGUAAUAAUAUAACUAAGGCAUUUCCAUUUCACAAUCACACACUACAAUUUUAGAC
This is a messenger RNA of Xylaria bambusicola, 1533 nucleotides long. RefSeq names its product nitrilase. The coding region runs from base 300 to 1262 and encodes 320 amino acids. The transcript is spliced from 3 exons. Gene Ontology annotation, molecular function: catalytic activity. NCBI's taxonomy places the organism in Eukaryota, Fungi, Ascomycota, Sordariomycetes, Xylariales, Xylariaceae. The record is from RefSeq and is a predicted model, not a curated record.